Sclerotinia borealis F-4128 is the source of this 861-nucleotide messenger RNA. NCBI's taxonomy places the organism in Eukaryota, Fungi, Ascomycota, Leotiomycetes, Helotiales, Sclerotiniaceae. The record is from the annotation of a GenBank genome assembly.
AUGGCUCAAUUCGAUCAGGCAAAGUCUUAUGCUUCACAGGAGGAAACAUUUUUCGAUGAUGGACGUGAAGAAGAACUUGUUGAGUUUGUACGAAACCACCCCGAUCGAUCCAGGAUUCAAGGCUCGCCGGCGAAGGUGCUUCAAGCCAUCGAUGAAUAUGGACGAACGAAGAGAUAUCUCAUGAACGUUGGUGAGGAUAAAGGAGCAAUUGUUACCAAUAUAAUCAAAGAGAACAACCCUCAAGUAAUGGUCGAGCUUGGAGGGUAUUGUGGAUAUUCCACGAUACUUUUCGGGUCUGCAGUACGAGCUGCCGGAGGAAAGAAGUAUUAUUCGUUAGAAAGGAGUCCAAAAUUCGCGAAAGUUAUUACUACGCUCGUGGAAUUUGCUGGUCUUGAUGGAUUUGUUGAAGUUAUCGUCGGACCUAGUAAUGAGGGAAUCCAAAUUUUACACUCGAAAGGGUUGAAGUCCAUUGAUAUGAUGUUCCUAGAUCAUUAUAAACCAGCAUACACGACCGAUCUAAAGUUGUGUGAACAAUUGGGUCUCAUCAACAAAGGAACCGUUCUCGCUGCCGAUAAUGUUAUCAGCCCAGGAAAUCCUCCUUACUUAGAGUAUGUUCGAAGUAGUGUCGAGGAGAAAUUGCAGAAGCUGAAGCUGGAAGGAAAGUUGGACACUGAUAAUUUCGCGAAACGAUCUGCGACUCAGUAUGGGGAUGUAGAAGCCUUGAAUACCGAACUCAAAGGCAAUCCCAGCAUCAUAUAUGAGAGCCAAUUGAUUAACAGUUUUGAACCCACAGGAGAACCAGACGGAGUAGAAAUAACUCGGUGUAUGGGGGAUAUUGAAGGAAGUCGGUCUGGCACCUAG